GAAAAGAUCAACAUUAACAUGUCUCUUCUUUUAUUCCCUUCAAUCUUCUGUUCUCUUCCAGCCUGUAAUGACGAGUUCUGAGAGGCUCCCCAUCUCGAAUUCAUGCUCCAUUUGACAACUCUUUCUAUGCCCUUUUUAUUUUUUUUUUGAUAAAGAAUGUAGUUAUUGAUGCAAAGUAAAUUUCUUAUUUUAUGAUUUGUCUAUUGGUACCUUUGGUAGUUGACGAGUAGUGCUGCAAGGACAAGGAAAAGGGGAGAUCUGAGGAGCAGUUUCUUCUUUCCUCAUUCCUCUCUCCUACCCUAGAACAAGAAAUGAUCCUUGAUCCCUUCUAAAAUUCAGACGCAGGAAAUAUAAAUUCAGUGACAAAUUUUCAUCCAAAAUUGACAUUAAUGGCUCCAAGAACUAGUACUGUUAUAACCUGGAGAUAUCAGCAGCUCUUUGUUGUACUAUCUUCAGUAAUCCUGGAAUGGGUUUUGAUGCUUCUUCUGCUUUUUGAGGGGCUACUAUCCUAUCUCGUUACGACAUUCGCAAGCCUUUGCAAGCUCCACCCUCCAUGCCCAAUGUGCACAAGGCUAGAUCAUGUCUUUGGCAUGGCGCAACCAGGCUUCUACCGUGACCUUAUGUGCAAUUCUCACAAGGCAGAAGCAUCAUCAUGGGCAUUCUGCCACAUUCACCAAAAGCUUGUAGAUGUCCACAGCAUGUGUGAGUCCUGCCUUCUUUCAUUUGCCACCAACAAGAAGUCGAACCUUGCGACAUACCGGUCCCUGGCGGGGAAGCUCGGUGUCGGCAUCGGCAAUGAAGGUUUCAGGCCUAGCUUCAGUUUGGACAAUUCAUCUGAAGCAUCAGUUAUCAAGGAAGAUAUUACUAAUAUUUUGUGUUCAUGUUGCUCAAGCCCAUUGAAAGUGAAAUCAUAUCCUUCUAUGGUUCUUCAGAACAUAGCUAGUGCCAUUGACACUGAGGUGAAUACUAGACAUGUCUCAAGAGAUCAGCUUAUUGAGGAGAUCAGUCUUGUCAGGUAUAGUGAGCUGAAGACUUCUGACUCUGAAUCAGAGCCCUGGCAACAUGGUGGUGUUGCUAGCUUGCUGGAUGAUGCAGUUGAUAAUUUGAAGGAAGAUUUUACUUUGAGCCAUCCAAAAACAAAAUUUGCAGGUGUUAUUCCUACAGAUGACAUUGCACAGGAUCAAGUGGCUAAGAACUCUGACUUGAUACAACUCCAGAAUGGUGGUUCUGACAGUAAGAAUUCUCAAGUUUCAGCAGAGUUGUACCACUUCAGAGCUGAUGGCAAUGCAGAUCUUCAGUCAACUGACUUUUCCAGCAAAACUGUUCAGCAUCCUACCGAAGAUUCAGACACAACAGUAGAUAAAUCUGAAGAUGAUGUUUGGCACAAUGCUCUUGAUUCCAUCAGUGAAUUAUCAGUGACUGAUAAGCCUGCCGAAACCAGUACCGCGGAGAAUGAACCGAAAGCUGAAUUUACCGAUAGAACUGCAAUGAAGGAUUCUUUCAAAGCUCAUGAAGAUCUGCAGUUACUGUUGUCACAAGUUUCUCCAAAUGAUGCCAUCAAUAUCCCUGGUGUACAAGAGCAAGCCAUACUGAACAAUAUCACUAGAGCACUCUCUCUUGACAGGAAUUAUUCAGGUAGUAUUUCUGAGAGCAUGGCCAUUGAUGAAGCUGAAGAACAUUGUACAGUUGAUCAACUGAAGAAGCAAAUCGAAUUGGACCGGAAGUCGAUAAGUCUUCUCUGGAAAGAGCUAGAAGAAGAGAGGAAUGCUUCAGCCAUUGCCACAAACCAAACCAUGUCCAUGAUCACCAGGCUACAAGAAGAGAAAGCAGCAAUGCAGAUGGAAACCUUGCAGUAUCAGAGGAUGAUGGAAGAGCAAAGCCAGUACGACCGUGAGGAUCUUCAGAAGAUGGCUGCCAUGGUGCAAGAGCUCGAAGCCGAGAUCGAAGGCUACAAGACCAAGCUGAGAGACCAAUCGCUCGUUAACGAGAUACGCGACGCGAUGCGCAUUUCACGUUCAGAGGAAUGUGAGACUAGCAUGUCAAGAACAGCUCGAUCGCUCUCAUUGUUCGAAGACGAGAAGGCGUAUAUAUCAAAACACCUGAAGAAACUAAGACAGAAUCUCCACCAAUUCUCAAACAACGGCAAGUUCAUCGACCCGAAAAAGAUUGACGACAAAGAAGACACAUUUGAUGUCACAAACAGUGAGGAUGUAUACCAAGAUGCUGAUGAAGAUUCAGAAAUGACCAAUUCAGAGAAUUCAGAGAUGACCAAUGUGAUAAGAAAUGGUCGCAACUUCAGGUACUUAUCUAAUGGUACAGAGGGAUUGACAAAUGGUAAAGAUGAUCCUGAGGGUCAGUACUAUGCAAUGGUCAGUGAGAAUGACUUGGUUAAUUUUGAAGAUGAGAUCUCUGAACUCACUGCAAAGCUGAAGGCACUGGAAGAAGAUCGUAGCUUCCUAGAGCACAGCAUAAACUCGCUGAGAAAUGGCCAAGAAGGCAAGGAGCUGAUCCAUGGCAUCGCUUGCAGCCUCAGAGAGCUCCGGAAGAUGGGGAUCACUUGGAAGGAUUGUGAUUAGCUGAAGCUUCAUCAGAGGAUACACGUUUGACAGAGUUGACCACGUGGCUGCAGGAUGUAAACUGUAAAGAGUGAUGGAUUAAGCUGCUGACUGUAUAUGUGCUAAUGUGCAUGUGCACACGGCGGUUGCUGUCAUGUCAUGCGGUGGUGGUAGGUUUUGGGCCGUUGCAAGUGCGCCGUGCUCUUCGCGUGGAGUGUUCCUUGUACAAAUGCAGUGUGGAUUUUUUGAGUGCUCAGAAUUGACCAAUAUGCAUACACACCUUUUCUCAGUGCUUGCUUAAUUUGCAGUUUUGCACAUCUUUCAUGUAUUUCUUUUUAUACUUUUAAGUGGGAUUGUCAGCUUGUCUGUAUAUAUUGUCAAACAAUCCAGCAUUUCAUCUCGACAAGUCGACGACAGGUUGAGUCAAUCAGGCCAAAAUGUCAAAGAAUCGACUGCAAAAAUUUGCUCA
Messenger RNA from Oryza sativa Japonica Group (Japanese rice), 3024 nucleotides. RefSeq names its product probable myosin-binding protein 6. Gene Ontology annotation, molecular function: myosin binding. The record is from RefSeq and is a predicted model, not a curated record. NCBI's taxonomy places the organism in Eukaryota, Viridiplantae, Streptophyta, Magnoliopsida, Poales, Poaceae.